AAUAGUGUCAUGGCUGCCAAAGUGACGCGCUGUGAAACCGAGCAAAAUAUCCAAAGUGAGCAAAUCGUGAAAUGAAUUAAAUAUUGUGAAUAGAUUUAUUUACAAUCAAAUUUGUAAAAUGUGAAGCCGAUCGAAUAAAAAACUUAAAAAAAUACAAAAAAAGUGUAAAAAAACGUGUUUAAAAAUUUCAAAUUAAAUCGAAAAUUGUGUAAAAAUGUGUGGUGUAUAAAUAUAGGCAAGUGAAACAUUAAUUUGGUUCCGAAAAAUGAAAAAAAUCACAAGCAUUGACUUGAUUACUUCGAAUACAUGUGUGUUGUGGACAUUUAAGCAUUCCGAAAAUGAUGAAAUCGUGUUUUGAUGUUUGUUAUGAGUUUUUUUUUCUCGACUAUAUUCACGCGUGGUAUAUGUUUAUGCCAUAAUAAAAAAAAACUGAAGAAUAUUUAAUCAAGGCAUUAAAAUGACCAACAUAAUAAAUGCUUCCAGAAAAAAGAACAUACAAGAAAGCAUUUACAAAAAAAGAUGCUUAAAUAAAAUCAGAGUUUAAACAAUAAAAUCACUAGUGAUUAAAAAAAAAACUAAAUAAACAAAAGAAAAUACAAUAAAAGUGAUUGUUUCUGUUUCGAUUGCUGCUGUGAUGUGAAAUCAUCCUACACACCAACCAAAACCAAAAAUGGAACGCUCGCAAAUCAUGCAGAAGUUCGCCAGUGUGGCUGAACAUCCAGAACAAUGCUAUGAUUUUGAUUUGCAACGAAAUUUAACAACAUUUUUUGAGUCUCAACAAAAUGAUGUCAACUUUAGUGAAGCGGCUUUUCUCAUUUUCGACGCUGCCCGAAUUUAUGGCCGAAAAGUUGAUUAUGUCGAACAAAUUUUAUUGGAUUUCAAUCAACGCAGUGCAAUGAAUGUGUCCAAAGCUAUGGCAGAAAACGAGAAUGAAAAAAAUGGUGAGAAUGCUGAAAAAAGUGGUAAAAAAGAUAAAAAAGCGGAAGAACAGCGAGAGAAACGUGAACGAGAAAAGGAGAGAGCAUUAAAACGGGCCAAACGAAUGAUAAAAGUUACAAGUAAAGUGGAAUUCAAGCCAAAACCAUUUGAAAUCGCUUCGUCCGAUCAAAUCUCACUGAAUCUUCAUGAACAACGUAGCGAACUCGAAUGUGAAGAGGAAUUCGAUCAGUUACGAAUGAAAAAUGUUUUCCCGCGCAUAAAUGUGUUGCAAAGUAAUCUGCAGAGUAAUAACACAUUUUACGAUAAUCUUGGCAUUGAAGAGAAUGAUUGUGAGAAUUUGGAUUCAUUGAGAGAUUUUCGUAUAUUUAUGGACACCAUUGAUGAGCCAAUUUUUACGCGACCCAUGAAUGGAAAUGUGGUUGAUCCAAAAUACGAACAAGAAUACAAACGAUCAAUGGAACGCGCCAAUCAAAAGCAUUCCAACAUUUAUCUAUCGGCCGAUUAUAUAAAAGAAAAUUACGGUAUCACAUUGAAAGAUAACAGCGAUUAUUUGAAUAUGCUCAAGUACAACGAAGAGGUUGAACGGCUGAAUCUUCGAAAAUUAACCAUCGAACAGUUGAGCAAAUUAAAAGUGGGCACGUAUUUGAAUAAUAUUUUGCAUGGCAAUAAACAGGAUGGCAAAAUUGCCGAGCAUGAUUCUGGCAUCGAUGUUGAUGAUGACAUGGAUUGUGAACCACCUGUAGGUCCCGAAUUUGAUGGUGAAAAUACCAAUGGAUUUGAUGAAUUAAGCACACUGCGAGACGAUCAAAAUAUACUAAUGACAGAUCUAAGUACAAACGAUACGUCCAAAGAAGAUGACAGUGUACUUGACAUCAGUGCAAUUCCAUGUGACGAUAUUACCAUGACCGAUAUGACAUCACAAUCUUUAAAUACAACAAAUGACAUAACCACAGAACAAUCAAUCAAUUCAACCAACGAACCGGUGUCUGAUCAAUCGCUUAACACAACAAUCGAUCCAGCAAGUGACCAGUCAACAAUCAAUGCAACCGCUGACCAAUCACUCAACACAACAAAUGAUUCAGGACUUGAAAAAAGCGCCGAUGUUGCGAAUCAAAGUGCUGAAACAUUAAAAGAACAUGAAAGAUGCAACAGUUUACGUCAAAGUUUGGACGAUGGAAUUGGUGCAUCGGAAUGCAAUUCACCAUGCAAUUUGGAUUCGUUUGAAGGAUUCAAUUCAACCGAUUUGAAUGGUUGCAGUGAAAUUGAUCAACUAAAUGGCAUUCUGAAUACAGUGAAUGAAACAACCCUAAAUCUUGAUCAAACCCUUGAAAAAUCAAAAGUGCCUGUACUUGAUACAAACAUCUUUAAAUUGCCGGAAAAUUUAUUGCGACGUAAUAAAAUUUUCAUGUUGACCGAUGAGUUUGAGCUGUGGAUGGCGGCCAGAAAACGAAAGUAUGGUGUACUCAAACCGGAACCACCGAGCUGUGGAAAACUCAUUAAGUUGAGCAAUGGCGUUUUAAUACGAUGCGAUCCGGAUAGUGAUACGGAAGAGUUUUUGGGCUUUGACGAACAAAAUAAUUUUCGAACAGCACCCGGCAUCGUUGUUGUCGAAUCAAAUCCAGCUGCUAUUGCAAAUAGAUCGUGUUCGUCUGAUUCGGGCAUUAGCCCAGAAAAGACACCGAAUGCGGGUGACGAUCAAUCCCAAUCAAAUCUAAAUGGCACCGAUGAGGUUAAUGAUUCCGGUGUGGCCGAGUUAAGCAGUUUAAUCGAUGCAAGUCAAAAUGUUUGCACCGAUUCAAUUCAAAAUGAUUCAGCUGAAAAUGCGGUAAAUGAAACAACUGAAAAUGUCGAAUCAACGCUACAAGAGACUGACGUGAGUUUGUCUGAUACAAAUGUAAAUGCAAACUCUACCAAAUUGUUCAACGAAACGGCAUCAAUAGUGACAGGCAUUGAUUCUGGAUUCGCCGAACUAGAAAGUCAACUGGAUUCAACUGCUGGAUUGGACGAUGUAGAUGGCUUAGAAGUUAACGCCAAUCCGGAACAACCAAAAGAUGCAACCGCAAAUGAAGAGCAAUGCAUAGAACAUGAACCAUUAAUUGAUGACGCUGUUGAAUGUGAUGACAAUCACAAUGACGAAUCAAAUGAUGACCAACAAAACGAUAAUGUUCGAUCCGAAGAAGGUUUCAGUGACAUGGUUGAACGAGUCAGCAAAUGGCAUGAAAUGCUUCGGCCCGUGCUUGCCAAUUGUGAAAAACGAAACAAUUUCGAUAUCCAUGCACUCGGUACGGAUAUUAUCGAUAUGUUCCAACCAGAAGAAGAUGAUCAACCCAGAGAAAUCAGCUUUACCGAUGUGAUGAAAGAACGUGAUCAAACAUACACAGCACGUUACUUUUUAUCGCUGUUACUGUUAACAAACACGAAAAAUGUUCAUUUGAAUAUUAUGCAUCCAGAACAAAAUGGCACCGUUGUUUGUUCAAAAGAUGAUAUGCGAAUCAAACUACUAUCACGUACACGACAUCUGGACGAAGUAAACAAAAUUGAUCAACGUUUAAAUGAAGCACCAUCUCGAGCAAAUCCCAGUACAAAUACAGUGAAAAAUAGAACAGAUGAAGAAAACGACAUCCAAAUGCAAAGUACAAGCACACCAAGCGGCGCUAAGAAGAAGACGGCACAAAAACGCAAAUGGAAAGCGAUCUAAAUGAUGAUCUAACACGGAGGGAAGGAAGGAGAAAGGAGGACAACAAAAAAUCGUUAUUAGUAAUAAGACAAAUUGAAAAUGUAGAUUUUAUGAAAACCGGUUUUCCCGGAAAAAAAACGCAUACUGAUUAAGUAAAUGUGAAUAGCGUGCAAUUUGGAUACUUAGCAAAUGAAAAUAUGAAUAUAAAUAUAAGUUAAGAAAAUGUCUGUGAAUAUGUAAAAAAUUGUUUAAAUUUUUGGGUUUUAUUUUUAAAACGCCAAAUAUAUGGAACAUAUUCAAUCUAGUCUCGCUAUUCAAAUUUUUUUUUAAAUAUAUUUUCCAAUAACAAUUCAUUUAAUUUGAACAUUUAUCCCAAAAAUUGAAAUGUGUCACAAAUCAUUGUAGAAAUAAGAUAGGGAAUCAUUUUUUUUUUAAAUAUGUCCAUAAAAAAUCGGUUUUACGAAAUAGGCAAAUUCAAAAACACAAUAGAUCCAACAGUAUCCAGUUAUAGUGCACAAAAUCUCUUCUGUUUGUACAAUUUUUAGCAUUUAAGCAGAAUUCACACGAGGCUUAACAUUUAAUUUAUUUCACAAAUGUAACUGAAUCAACACACUGAAGUAAAUGACAUAAUUUCAUCACA
Messenger RNA from Contarinia nasturtii (swede midge), 4256 nucleotides. It is a transcript of the gene Cap-H2, whose product is annotated as protein PFC0760c. The record is from RefSeq and is a predicted model, not a curated record. The coding region runs from base 671 to 3637 and encodes 988 amino acids. Gene Ontology annotation, cellular component: nucleus; condensin complex. Gene Ontology annotation, biological process: meiotic chromosome condensation; mitotic sister chromatid separation. Lineage: Eukaryota; Metazoa; Arthropoda; Insecta; Diptera; Cecidomyiidae. The transcript has 2 exons. Gene Ontology annotation, molecular function: chromatin binding.